This is a messenger RNA of Fomitiporia mediterranea MF3/22, 324 nucleotides long. RefSeq lists its product as uncharacterized. Lineage: Eukaryota; Fungi; Basidiomycota; Agaricomycetes; Hymenochaetales; Hymenochaetaceae. The coding region runs from base 1 to 324 and encodes 107 amino acids. The transcript is spliced from 6 exons. The record is from RefSeq and is a predicted model, not a curated record.
AUGUCGACUGCUGCCUCUGGUUCGCCUGCAACCGGCCAACCUGGCGUCAUGAUGCCUUCAGAACUGUACCACCCAGACCCGAACGCAACUCAACAAGAGCCUGUUGCCACACCCGCUCAACAGGGUGCACCUGAACCAGGAUCUGGAACGACGGUACACGAGGGUGAUAAGGUCCCGUUUAAGGACCAGAUGGUUGGCUAUGCAAAGAGCAUCCGAGGUUCUGUUCUAAAAAAGCCUGAAACGAAAGAGACGGGCGAACGUAUCCUCAAGGGCGAAAUGUCUGCGAAGGAGUACUUCGAACAGAAACACGACGAGAAGGCCUAA